CCCUGACUAUGAGUACCACUACUAAUCCCCUUAUGGUAGGUAGGUACAUAACCGGGUUAUGUAUCUAAGGUAUGCAACCGCAGCAUGACCUAGGUAGCUGUCUCGCCACCCACCUACCCACCUCCUAUCCCAGUCUCAUUGCCGACUUUACUACACACAUGUUUGUCUACGGAGCAAUUACACAUGCGCCCUUGAGAUGGAUUAUCCUCGCCCAACCCCACGAUGCGCCGAUACACCUAUCCCAUCGUCUCGUCUCCUUUAACCUAGUUUUCCCCACCACCCCGCAAGGCUCACCGCUAUGGCGAGCGGUACUGGGGCCGAUAGGACCUUGCUCGAGAGGCUCAACGCCCUCAAACCCACCACCGUCCGUCUCGAUCCUUCAUUGAAAUCAGCCGUUGCAUCUACUACAGAGCCUGCUAAGCCUCCGUCGAGAGAGGACGCCCUUAGCGAAAGACUCAAAAGUCUUCGGAACCAGUCCCAUGGCAAAGUCCCCUCCGCCUCCAGCUCAGGGGCAUCCCGCCGAGAUAGCAACGCUACUAGCCAACCAACUCCCAGCCAAACCACACAGCUACGUCCCAGCGUCGAAGAUUCGGGGCCGGACAGAGGCGCACAGACGGCCUCCGCCGUAGAAGAGGGCAUCGACAGUGCCGAUAACCUGCUGAUCACGGAUGACCAGACCCUUGAAGAGCUCCUGGCGGAUCUCGAAUCCGAUCAGCAGUGGCUGGACGAAGUAGUAGCCGAAGAAGAGGAGCACCGAAGAGUCACUCUGCUUCUGGAAGAGCUCGGGAAGGCUUCCCAAGCUGACCACGGCUUAGAUCACAGCGGCAGUCCUAAAAGCGCUAAUGCCGGUCGCAACGACUCGGAGCAAGAUAGCGAUGACGAUUCUGAGGGCGAAAGGAUGAUUCGCGAAGCUGACAUCAUACUCGCGCAGGCUGUCGACGAGGCUGACUGGGACAAGGCUCACAGGCCCGUGUCCCCACCUGACCCUGGAGCACCCGCAGCGAGUCACGACCACAAACUACAUGGCUCAAGUAGCACAACCAAACCCGCAGUGGCACGUAGCGCAGAGGACCCCUUCGGCCUACCCACCGUACCCCUGGAACUCCAGGACCAGCCAGACCUGGCCGGCUCCUCUCAGGAGGACGCCGACUUCGCGGCCUCCAUCACGUCGCGCAUGGUGGCCCUCAGAGUCAGCGCGCCAGCGAGCCCGACGCUGCCCUCGGCGCCCACCUCGGACGUCGACGUGCUCGGGCUGCCCGCGGCGCCCACCUUCGUGCCGGCCGACCGCCCCGCCCCCGGGCUCGUCAGGCGCGCCGGCUACACCGACGAGGACCAGAAGACGUGGUGCGUCGUGUGCCUCGAGGACGGCGCCGUCCGCUGCCUCGGCUGCGACGACGGCGACGACGUCUACUGCGCCAGGUGCUGGCGCGAGAUGCACGUCGGCCCCGCCGCCGGGUACGACGACCGGGGGCAUCGCUGGGAAAGAUUUGUCAAGGGGCGCUAGGACCUGCUCCCCCCCCUGGCUCCCCCCCCCUCAUCAUACCCCUUCGGAGAGAAUGCGCGGGUGGUUGGGGCAAUUGGCUGCUGGUGUGCCGCAGUAAGGAUUUGGAGACAGGUGGAAGGGCGGGAUUCUGCGCUAGAAACCAACCCCUGUCGCGGACCACACCGUUGCCUGUUCGGCUUACCGGGGUGCCGGUGCGCGGUAUUUGAAAAAAAAAAUUCGAUCUACCAUACUUGACAUGCUCCGCCACCACCACUACUACCACCCCUGAGCUUGCUCGCGGGGCUGAGCAUCGGGAUGCCACGCUCCGGUGCCAGUCCUCGAGACGACCAUGCGCCUCGCGCGAGGGGCACGUAGUAGGGACAAGUCUCUUGGCGUCCGCGCGCUGAGCUGGCGAGGCAGGACUACGGAUUACAAUUACCUACUACGCUCUCGUACGGCGGUCCCUCUCGCGGUCUUCCUCCAGUAGGACUUGCGUCGGGUCUCGUGCGGCCGCCGAGCAGAAAACCGAAGAGGGUUGGGGACGGGGGGGAUAUUAAGAGGCGGGAGUUCUUUUUUCACCGCGGGCCCCGUCUCCUGCAUACCGCCGCCGACCACCUGCCUAUUACCUACGUGGUGUAUGGCAUGUGGUUCGCGCUAGAGACUAGCAGGCGAGGACAAGAGUAGGGUCUAGUGGAUGUGGGAAGCUGGCCCCAGUUGUAGUCCACCGUACGCGCGAACGCACCCG
Durotheca rogersii is the source of this 2228-nucleotide messenger RNA. RefSeq lists its product as uncharacterized. NCBI's taxonomy places the organism in Eukaryota, Fungi, Ascomycota, Sordariomycetes, Xylariales, Xylariaceae. The transcript is spliced from 3 exons. Bases 299 to 1504 code for a protein of 401 amino acids. The record is from RefSeq and is a predicted model, not a curated record.